Topomyia yanbarensis is the source of this 1190-nucleotide messenger RNA. It is a transcript of the gene Spx, whose product is annotated as splicing factor 3B subunit 4. The transcript has 2 exons. Gene Ontology annotation, cellular component: U12-type spliceosomal complex; nucleolus. Lineage: Eukaryota; Metazoa; Arthropoda; Insecta; Diptera; Culicidae. Gene Ontology annotation, biological process: positive regulation of mRNA splicing, via spliceosome. The coding region runs from base 68 to 1138 and encodes 356 amino acids. Gene Ontology annotation, molecular function: RNA binding. The record is from RefSeq and is a predicted model, not a curated record.
UGGGAAAAAUAGUCUCGCGCAGUACUGGAAUUUUAUUUUGACGUUAAUAAUAGAAAGCUUUACAACCAUGGCAGCAGGUCCAAUCGCUGAAAGAAAUCAAGAUGCCACCAUUUAUGUCGGCGGCUUGGAUGAUAAGGUUUCGGAAACACUCCUGUGGGAGAUGUUUGUUCAAGCUGGUCCAGUGGUCAACGUCCACAUGCCUAAGGAUCGAGUAACUCAGAUGCACCAAGGAUACGGGUUUGUUGAAUUCUUGGGCGAAGAGGAUGCGGAUUAUGCGAUUAAGAUUAUGAACAUGAUCAAGCUGUACGGAAAACCGAUCCGUGUCAACAAAGCGUCUGCCCAUCAGAAAAAUCUGGACGUCGGUGCAAAUAUCUUUAUCGGCAAUCUAGAUCCGGAAGUGGACGAGAAACUAUUGUAUGAUACAUUUUCUGCGUUUGGCGUUAUUUUACAGACACCAAAAAUUAUGCGAGAUCCAGAGACGGGCAAUUCGAAAGGAUUUGCCUUUAUCAACUUUGCGAGUUUUGAAGCAUCUGAUGCGGCAAUGGACGCUAUGAACGGUCAAUAUCUAUGUAAUCGUCCCAUUUCAGUGUCCUAUGCGUUCAAGAAGGAUUCAAAAGGAGAACGACAUGGAUCCGCCGCGGAGCGUCUUCUUGCGGCGCAGAACCCACUUUCCCACGCCGAUCGUCCCCAUCAGCUGUUUGCGGAUGCUCCGGUUCCUCCUCCGAUCAUGCCUAUGAUGCCAUCGCACCCGAUGAUGCCGCCACCACUAAUGGCACCACCUCCACCUCCGACGCCUUCUGCGGUACCUCCACCACCACAUGCCCCAGCCGCACCACACUUCAGUGCCGGUGCAAUUCCUCCCCCUCCAUUACCUCCACCAAUUGGACAGCCACCUUUACCGCCACCAUCUCCGAUGGGAAUACCAGCUCCGCCAAGAAUGAUUCCCCCACCGCCGUGGCAACAACCUGCUCCUCCACCACCUACACCUCCCACAGGCCCACCGAGGCCACCUCCACCAAGCUGGCGUCCGCCGCAACCACCACUUCCACCCCAGAUGCCACCGGGGGCAUUCCCUGGGCAGCCUAGACUGCCUCCGCCGCCACCAACCAAUUUCAGCGCGGACACAUUUAAUUUCUAAGAUGAUGCUUUUAUCCUGUUUUCCGGAUUCUAAUAAAUUUGUCACAAGCAAA